Molecule: messenger RNA, 1422 nt
Organism: Corylus avellana
Lineage: Eukaryota; Viridiplantae; Streptophyta; Magnoliopsida; Fagales; Betulaceae
Source: RefSeq, a predicted model, not a curated record
UCUCUAUAUCUGCAAUCCUCCCUCUUCCCCAAACAAACUACACAAUGGACGUCAACAAUGGCGAACUCUCGAACCGAGACCCUCCAAUUCACACCAAUGGCGAAACCCAUAACACCAACGAACCCCAACCCACCUUCGAAGACAUUGAUAGCUCUUGUUCCACUCCCUAUGUCAGUGCUCCGUCCAGCCCUGGCCGUGGCUCCGUCACCGGAUUCUUCUACAGUGCUCCGGCAAGCCCAAUGCACUUUGCACUGAGUAUAGCUUUAGCCAAAACACCACCUCAAUCUUCAUCAAUGGACGACUUUGAGUUCUCUGCGAGGUUCGGGUCAAGCGGGUGUGGUACCGGGUCUAUGAGCUCCGCGGAUGAGCUGUUCUUGAACGGGAAGAUCCGGCCCAUGAAGCUCUCCACCCACUUGGAGCAGCCUCAGGUUUUAGCUCCAUUGCUGGAUCUUGAAGCGGAGGUGGAUGAGUAUGACGCGGGUCGGCUUGGCGUGAGAGGCAGAGAUCUGAGGCUACGAGAUAAGUCUUUGCGCAGAAGAACCAGAUCUAUGUCUCCGCUGAGAAACACAGAGUUUGAGUGGGUGGAAAAUGAGGGUGGAGAUGAAGAUAUGAGCUUAGCAAACAAGAAUGGUUGUUUGGAAGUGGAAGAGAAUGAGCGGGAAAAGAUUGAGGAUUUGUCUUCAGAGACUACUACUCCUUCGGCUUCUGCUUCGUCUUCAAGAUCUUCUUCAGCUGGGAGAAGCUCAAAGAGAUGGGUAUUCUUAAAAGAUUUCCUCAGGAGCAAAAGCGAAGGAAGAAGCAACAACAAAUUCUGGUCUACAAUUUCGUUUGCUCCCACUAAAGAAAAGAAACCCGGAAACCAAACGCUUCCAGGCUCGGUUUCUGUGCCUUCAGAAGCGGCGAAAGGUAAAGGAAACGCACAAGUUCCGACCAAGAAAGCGGCCGGAAAGCCGACAAAUGGGAUCGGAAAGCGGCGAGUGCCUCCAUCGCCGCAUGAGUUGCAUUACACGGCUAAUAGAGCUCAAACCGAGGGAAUGAAAAGGAAGACUUUUUUGCCUUAUAGGCAAGGGUUGCUUGGUUGCUUGGGGUUUAGUUCAAAGGGUUAUGGGGCUAUGAAUGGGUUUGCUAGAGCCUUAAACCCAGUCUCCUCCAGGUAAAUAUCUAUGUGGGGAUUCAAGAAAAAUUGUAUAGAUUUUUUUUGUUUUUUUUUUGGUUUUUUGAGCUUCUUCUAUUCUAUUUAGGACUUGUUUGAUUAUCUAUGUAUUUAUUAUCGGGUCUUCUCUUUCCGGUUAAAAAGAGAAGAAGAUGUCCCUGAUUUAAUGGGGUUGAUCUUUUAUCCCCAUUUGCCUUGAUAUGCUCUACUUUCUCUCAUAGAGAUUGUUGUAAACCAUGAGAAAGAUAAAGUUAUCAAAAUCUUUGUUU